AAAAUCUCUAAGUUUUACCUUAACGAUAUUGUAACGGGUUUGCAAUGAUUGAUAGCAUUCACAUACUUUGACAGACAACUGAUGUCAUUAAGAGGAGAAGUUCUUUCACUUUAUAGAAGAAUAUUUAGACUAUCCAGCCAAUGGAAAAAUAUCACAGCUAGCAUUGAAGAUUCAGCCACAGAAAAGAUUUACAUCCAAAAUGAAGCUAGAACAUUAUUUCACAAAAACAAAAAUCUACAAAAUGAGGAGGAGAUAAAAAUGCACAUUAAAGAAGCAGAAACAAGAUUAGAAAUGGCAAUACAUUACAAGAUGCCAUACCCAAGACCUAUGAAUUUACCUCAGACAUUAUUACCACCCACAGGGAAGAAAUUAAAGAAAGCUCAGAAAAGGAUGUUAGAACAAUCAAAACCGCUAUAUCUAAAGUCUUAUGAUGAUACAUGAAUUAUUUUAUGUUUAUGUAAAUAGACUUGUAAAUAGAUUAUAUUAUUUUAUUGACA
Messenger RNA from Mytilus californianus (California mussel), 497 nucleotides. Its product is annotated as LYR motif-containing protein 1-like. Gene Ontology annotation, cellular component: mitochondrion. The transcript is spliced from 5 exons. Lineage: Eukaryota; Metazoa; Mollusca; Bivalvia; Mytilida; Mytilidae. The record is from RefSeq and is a predicted model, not a curated record. The coding region runs from base 82 to 441 and encodes 119 amino acids.